Chelmon rostratus (copperband butterflyfish) is the source of this 2963-nucleotide messenger RNA. It is a transcript of the gene c21h10orf90, whose product is annotated as chromosome 21 C10orf90 homolog. The transcript is spliced from 10 exons. The coding region runs from base 1 to 2724 and encodes 907 amino acids. NCBI's taxonomy places the organism in Eukaryota, Metazoa, Chordata, Actinopteri, Chaetodontiformes, Chaetodontidae. The record is from RefSeq and is a predicted model, not a curated record. Gene Ontology annotation, biological process: regulation of centriole replication. Gene Ontology annotation, cellular component: centriole; cytosol; centrosome.
AUGACUCUCCGCAGGCCAGCUGCCCACCUGCGAAGGGCUCCGGCUUGGAGGAGAUCAGGAGAUGAGUCCUACUGGGAGAGCUUAAUAGCAGAGGGGGAGGUUUUGCCCCAUGUCUCUCGCCCCCAGCGUGCACCUCGGCCCCAGAGUGCCAUUGAAGGAGGCCAGCUGGACGGCUGGCUGGAGCACCUGCAGAGGAUGCAGAGCGACUUUCUCAGAGCCCCAGCUCACGAUGCAGCGCUCAGUGAUCGGACAACAUCCACGCCUGCUCUCCACAAAGAGCCACAUGCCAGGAGACAGCCGGGCAUCCCCUCCUUCAGCAGGGGUUCGUCUUCAUGUGGGAGUCCCAGCCUGUGUGAGAGUUCACUGGGCAGCCAGGAGUCCCUCCAGACGGGUUUUUUUUCUCCUCCAGAGCGCAGGGGAAGCUGGGAGAGAGCUCAUAUCACGCAGGCCCCCAGCAAGGAAGAAGCUCAACUCAGUUAUCUUGCUCCAGUGAAAAUUGGGUGGCUGCCCAUUCAGAGAAGAGUGAUGGUGGCUGAUGCCUGCAACCAAAGCCAGUUUUUGGACCACACUGGUGGCCAGGUGAAAUUGAAACAACCCAUCACGCCAACGUUUCAGAAGAAUCCAGCAACAGCCAACAGACACCAGGAUGAAGAGGUGGAGAGAAGUCGUACCAGUCUGAGCACUUUGGGCGUGAGGACGUGGCGGACACCUGAUCAAGACUCUCCCAUUACUAAACAGGUGCCAGAAAAACGAAGCUUUUCGGCUAACGAAGGGGACAGACCUGUGGGCUGGCAAGCUCUGAGGAGAGGCUGGAGCACCAGCAGGGUGUCAGCUUUCCCUGGAGGCAGUCAGUCCAAUGAGUUCUCCACAGGGACCGGCUCAGACCCCAACAGGAAUUCCUCUCUGACGAAAACAACCAGUAUAGAGCCCCUCAAGCAUGUCGCACACCGAACAACUUCUGCUGAUCCCUGCAAACCACACACUCAGCUGCAAGGCACAAACAACACAGAGACAUACAAGUCAUACACUCCUCUGCAUAGGACGGGCAGUGCUCAGCCUAUAAGGGCAACAACCCCGCUGAGCACAACAAACAGCCACUCACAGGCCUCACACAUACAGACAAGUUCUGCUGUGACUACAAUCGUCCCUCAGAACAAAGCUGGCUUCUCCUCCAUCACCAUCUCCUCCAGGAAAGUGAGCAGAUCGGCCAGUUUGCCUGGCUCCGCCACCCGCGGCCACUCCUCACAGUCCAGUGAAUCCCCUUCUCCGCCGCCAGGCCUCCGGUCUAUGGACCCAAACUCCAGGCAGGUCACAGUCCAGAGGAAGGCCACGAUAGUCAAAGUGACAGAGCAAAGGAUGAUGUCCAGCCCAGUCCUGAGCACAAAAAGGGUUGGGACCCCACCAGAUAGCCAUGCUUUGGACACAGUGGUGCACAGAAGAAAGGCUACCAUAAUCAAAGUGACAGAGCACAGGGAGAGCUACAGUCCAGCCAAAGAGGGAUCUGGGACGAGGCACCCGGAGUACAGGCACAGCUACACAGAGGGAGUGUACAAGGAAAACAGCAUGUGGAGUCAGGGGAACCAUUCACAACACAAUGCAGCACCUUCAUACCGCCAUCUGGAUUCCACAAACAGGCCAAACUCUGCUGUAGCACCACAUAAAUCCACUUCAGAUGCAGAGAAAAAUGGUGGAACACUACACAGGUCCACGCUGAGUCUCAUUGUGAGCACCCCUCCCGCUAUAGCAGCACCGGCUCCCUCAGAGGUUCCUCUGAGAGCAGCUGGACGGAGAUCGGACAGGCCGGACAGACCACUGAGCUGCUAUGGCAAUAUGUUUGGACACACCGAGCCAAGCAAGGAAAAUGCGACACAAACGGUUGCCAGGAAAUGGAGCUUUGGGCUUCCACGAGAGACCGAUAUCAACCCUGCGAACCCCGACAGGAGCUUCAUCAGCCCUCCACCAGCGGGGGAAGAAGCGGGUCAGAAAGUGGCAGACACCCUUGAGCCAAAUAGAGGCAAGAAAGAAAGACUGCCGCCAGAGAGGAGAGUGUCCCCCAGUCUAACUCUCAUCAAGGCCCCGGAUCCCCACUCGCAUCAGUCUCCAGAGGAAGUGGUUGCCCUCAAUGCUGCUGCCAUCAUCGCAAAUAUCAAACUCCAAAGCCAACUAAGUAAGAAUAAAUCACCAAAUGGCAAAUCUGAGAGGGACCCCACUGCAUCGCCCCAGGGAAACACCGAUGAGGGGAAACGUCUGAAUCCACAUCCAGGUCCGAGCACGGUCCAGCGGCGCGCCCCGCCUCCUGCUGCAUUCGUCCCGCUGAGUCCUGAUCCUGAGAGGCCACCUGAAGCUUUCUCUCUCCAGGAGGCGCUGCAGAGGUCCAGGCCAGACUUCAUCAGCCGUUCCCAGGGCAGGCUGCGAGAGCUGGAGCGAAGGACGCGGGAGAGGAGGCAGCUGGCGGCCUCGGUAAACCCUCAGUCGGGCGCUGCUCUCCGGCAGAGGAGAGCCCGCAGUGCCCGGUCUACCUCUCUCAACGAUAACCUUUUCAAACCCAGAGAUAGAGCCGUUGCUGGGAACGAGAUGCAGCUCAGAUCUAAGCGUACGCCUGCAGAGGCGAAGGGGAAAAAAGAGGAAGAGAAGAAGAGGGAGGUGUGUUUGAGCAACAGGCAGCGGGUCGAGCUGUUCAAAAAGAGACUGUUGGAUCAGAUUCUUCAAAGGAGCAACAGCUGAAUGACUGACAGCUGAUGAAGAUGAUGACCUGAUGAAGCCCGUAGCUGCAUAAAAGACUGAUGAAGUGAUCUUUGCUCUUUAGCAGCGCUGAACAUGAACCCCUGCUUGUGAGCGACUUAGCCUUUCCAGGAUGCUCCUUUCAUUCCCAAUCAUGAUACUGUCACCUGUUACCAAUCAACCUGUUUACCUGUGGAAUGAUCCAAACAGGUGUUUUUGGAGCAUUUCACGACUUUCCCAGA